CCCAGUAACACACAUACCUGACCGUUCAUGAACGAUCGCUUCUUCUGGAUGUAUGGACGAGCCCUUGACGCGCACCUUCGUCUCACCAUAAGAGCUUAAGCGUUCAUCGAGUCCUUUCGCUGUUGGCGCUUUUCAAGGUACCAAUUACAUUGAUUAAGGAAAAUGAGAGCCAUACGCAUUUUAUUCGUAUGUCUUGCAACAUUCAGUUAUUUUGUCAACGCCAAACCUAAUGUUGAAGAUGGCACAUUACUCGAAGAUGGUUACCAUUACCAGAAAUCGAACUCAAAUUCAAACUCAAACAGCUACAGCCAAACUAAUGAUCACAAAGAAGAACUACAAGGAAUUAUAAAUGGCCGAACUUUUAAGGGUGAAAAGAAAUCCGGUUACAGCACAAGUGGAGCCAGUCAUACUCAUAGCAGUUCCUACUCAUCUGGUUCUUUUACUAGCAAUGUCCCAGCAAGUCUCUUAAGUGAUCUGGGCUCUAAUGAUCCAUCGCAGUCCAAUAUCGCAAUUGGAUCAUAUCCAGGGACCGGACAUCUCAAUCUUCAAAGCUCAUCUGCAAAUAGUAAUCAAAAUACUAUAAAACCAGCAAAACAAGGGAAUCAAACAUAUUGGUGGUUAUCCGAGAAUAGUCCAUUCAAACCACAAGGCGGAUGUACUUCGAAGAGCUGUUAUGUAAGUGGAGCUGCUCCACUUGGUGGGGCAGUAGAAACAACAAGUAGUGCCGUUGCCAACGAGACUAAUACUGGUUCAGUUGCCGCACUUCUAUCUGCAGGAUCAAUCAGCGCAUCUAAUCCAUUUUUAAAUACAUCACACGGAAAACACGGGACGGUAAAUCUUGCUGGCUCUAUAAUUGCAUCGGGUGAACAUUUUGGAUCACACGGUGUAUCUAGUGCUCAGGCAAAUGGUCUUGGAGAACAAUAUAAUACACAAGGAGGAUUUGGAUCAACUAUUGGAGGACCUAUAUCAGGUUUAACAUACAAUGGACAAAAUCAUGGUGGAUAUGCGGGAAUUGGAUCUCAAGGGUCUGUCCAAAGUACCGUGGGUGGACAAAUUGGGGGACAAAUUCAAUCGAGUAGCCAAACUGGUUUUGGAGUGCAGGGGGCUAAUUCAGGAUUGAAUCAAGGUGGAUUCGUUAGUGGAUCUGGUGCACAAGUGGGCAACCAAGGAUAUGGAACUCAUACAGGAUAUGGAGGUCAUUUAGUAUCAGGUUCCCAUGGAGUUAGCGCAUCUAUUGGCCAUGGGUCCAGCAUAAGUCAUGGUGGCCACCACCAUGUUGGACAUCAUCAUGGUGCACAUGCAGGAAUUGGUAGUACAGCUACGAGUCAAGGUGGAUUGGUUAGUGGAUCUGCUGCACAAGUGGGCACCCAAGGACAUGGAACGUAUGUAGGACACGGAGGUCAUUCGGUCUCAGGUUCCCAUAGCGUUAGCGCAUCUUUUGGUCAUGGAUCUAGUAUAACUCAUGGUGGACAUCAUCAUGGGGGAUAUACGGGAAUUGGAUCUCAAGGAUCUGUUCAAGGUACCGUGGGCGGUCUAAACGGAGGACAGGUUCAAUCAAAUACCCAAACUGGUCUUGGGGCGCAAGCAGGUAGUACAGCUACGAGUCAAGGUGGAUUGGUUAGUGGAUCUGGUGCACAAGUGGGCAACCAAGGAUACGGAAUCCAUACAGGAAACGGAGGUCAUUUAGUCUCAGGCUCUCAUGGUGCUAGCGCAUCUAUUAGCCAUGGGUCCAGCGGAACUCAUGGUGGCCAUCACCAUGUUGGGCAUCAUCAUGGUGCACAUGCAGGAAUUGGUUCCCAAGGCGUUAGCGCAUCUUUUGGUCAUGGAUCUAGUAUAACUCAUGGUGGACAUCAUCAUGGGGGAUAUACGGGAAUUGGAUCUCAAGGAUCUGUUCAAGGUACCGUGGGCGGUCUAAACGGAGGACAGGUUCAAUCAAAUACCCAAACUGGUCUUGGGGCGCAAGCAGGUAGUACAGCUACGAGUCAAGGUGGAUUGGUUAGUGGAUCUGCUGCACAAGUGGGCACCCAAGGACAUGGAAACCAUGUAGGAAACGGAGGUCACUUAAUCACAGGUUCUCAUGGAGUUAGUGCAUCCGUUGGUCAUGGAUCUAAUGUAAUUCAUGGUAGCCAUGCUGGAAUUGGUUCUCAAGGGUCAAUUCAAGGAAACGUAGGUGGACAAAUUGGUGGACAAGUACAAUCUUCCACACAAAAUGGAUUUGGAGUACAGGGGGGUAAUUCAGGAUCGAGUCAAGGUGGAUUGGUUAGUGGAUCUGGCGCACAAGUGGGCACCCAAGGACAUGGAACGUAUGUAGGACACGGAGGUCAUUCGGUCUCAGGUUCCCAUAGCGUUAGCGCAUCUUUUGGUCAUGGAUCUAGUAUAACUCAUGGUGGACAUCAUCAUGGGGGAUAUACGGGAAUUGGAUCUCAAGGAUCUGUUCAAGGUACCGUGGGCGGUCUAAACGGAGGACAGGUUCAAUCAAAUACCCAAACUGGUCUUGGGGCGCAAGCAGGUAGUACAGCUACGAGUCAAGGUGGAUUGGUUAGUGGAUCUGGUGCACAAGUGGGCAACCAAGGAUACGGAACCCAGACAGGAAACGGUGGUCAUUUAGUAUCAGGUUCACAUGGUACAACUGUAUCUAUAGGCCAUGGAUCUAGUGUAACUCAUGGUGGACAAGCAGGAAUUGGAUCCCAAGGGUCUGUCCAAGGUAGCGCGGGUGGACAAAGUAGCGGACAAGUUCAGUCAAAUACCCAAACUGGAUAUGGAGUGCAGGGGGGUAAUUCUGUAUCGAAUCAAGGCGGAUUCGUUGGUGGAUCCGGUGCACAAGUGGGCAGUCAAGGAUACGGAACCCAUACAGGACAUGGAGGUCAUUUAGUCGCAGGUUCUCAUGGAGUUAGUGCAUCCGUUGGUCAUGGAUCUAACGUAAUUCAUGGCGGACAUACUGGGAUAGGAACUCAAGGAUCUGUUCAAGGUAUCGUUGGUGGACAAAGUGGCGGACAGGUUCAAUCGAGUAGCCAAACUGGGUUUGGAGUGCAAGCAAGUAGUUCAGCAUCGAGUCAAGGUGGAUUGGUUAGUGGAUCUGCUGCACAAGUGGGCACCCAAGGACAUGGAAACCAUGUAGGUAACGGAGGUCAUUUAAUCUCAGUUUCCCAUGGCGUUAGUGGAUCUCUUGGACAUGAAUCUAGCGUAAUUCAUGGUGGACAUGCGGGAUUUGGAUCACACGGAUCUGUUCAAAGUACCUCUGGUGCACAAAUCGGAGGACAAGUUCAAUCGAGUAGCCAAACUGGUUUUGGAGUGCAAGCAAGUAGUUCAGCAUCGAGUCAAGGUGGAGGAUUCAUUAGUGGAUCUGCUACACAAAUAAAUGGUAUUAGUGGAGAACACGUAAACGAUUAUAGCAGUCAACUUCAGGGUUCUGAAUUGAAUAGUAAUGCUGGAUCUGGAGGUCCGGUUAUCAUCCAGAGUAGUGUGAAUGCUAUAAAUGGUGCCCAUGGAGAAAUUAUAAAUCAAAGUGAAUUUGGUGGACAGAUUAAUUCGAGUUCUGCUGCACUUGGUGUUAAUAAUAAUGGAGUGAGUGGAUUCGGUAUUUCUUCCAGCCAUAGUGAAAUUGUCGGUUCCGUAGGUGUCGAAGGAAAUGCUCAAAGUAGUUUUACCAUUUCUCCUGGUUAUAAUGUACUUGCCGGAUCUAAUAUUGGAAAUGCAACUAGCAAUCAAGCAAGUGUUAUUGCAACAGGACAAUAUUCUGAAAAUCAGAAACCUGUUAUACCACUUGUAACUGGAUAUAGUAUUGACUGUAAUGGAGCAGGGAAAAUUUGUGUUAGCAAACAUGAAUGCAUCAAUGGAUAUGUCAGCUUAAUUGGAAUUACAGAAGUCAGUCAGAAGGUCAGUAAUCUUGUUUAUUAA
Molecule: messenger RNA, 3897 nt
Organism: Ceratosolen solmsi marchali
Lineage: Eukaryota; Metazoa; Arthropoda; Insecta; Hymenoptera; Agaonidae
Product: spidroin-1-like
Exons: 4
Coding region: 163-3897 (1244 amino acids)
Source: RefSeq, a predicted model, not a curated record